Messenger RNA from Aspergillus mulundensis, 3483 nucleotides. RefSeq names its product putative DNA damage repair protein Mus42. The transcript is spliced from 2 exons. Gene Ontology annotation, cellular component: nucleus. Gene Ontology annotation, molecular function: deoxycytidyl transferase activity; DNA-directed DNA polymerase activity; damaged DNA binding. Gene Ontology annotation, biological process: error-prone translesion synthesis; error-free translesion synthesis. The record is from RefSeq and is a predicted model, not a curated record. Bases 1 to 3483 code for a protein of 1160 amino acids. Lineage: Eukaryota; Fungi; Ascomycota; Eurotiomycetes; Eurotiales; Aspergillaceae.
AUGGGCUCCCGCUUAGAUGCAACCUCGAGCGCAGUGCGCAAACGGAUCCAAAGCCACGCAUUUGAUGGCGAAGGGGGCGAGGAAUAUGAAGCCUCGAAGUUUGGUGGCUUCGGCGAUUAUAUGCGCCGCAAGAAAACCAAGCUUCAAAACCUCGACAAUGAUAUCCGGUCCUCGGCCGCGGAAGAUAACUGUCCUCAGAUCUUUCGAACGGUAGUAGCAUGUGUAAACGGCUAUACGCAACCUUCACUGCAGGAUCUUCACAAACUUAUCGUGCGCCAUGGAGGGGGCUUUCUUCAGUACCUCGACGGCAAGACCUCCGCGACGCAUAUCAUUGCCAGCUCGCUCACUCCUAAGAAGAUGGAGGAAUUUCGGCAAUACCGCGUUGUCAAGCCAGCAUGGGUCGUGGAUAGUGUCGAUGCCGGAAGGCUACUUCCUUGGGAUUUAUACAGGGUUGUAGAUGAGGGGCAGGCACAGAAAGUCCUCAACUUCGACAGCGGUCGGAUGCUUAGCCAAACGAACAGCCCGCGCGCCAGCUAUAAAGACCAAAGUCGGUCAAGUUUGUAUACGUCCCAGUUGGCGUCGGAGCGGCUGAGAAACGACAAAUUGCCUGAUCCAUCUGACAUUCUGACAAGCAAGCAAUCAAACGUCGCGACACAAUCCGACUAUGGUGACUUUCCUAGCUUCACCUCCUUGGAUGAACCGGCUAAGACUGCUACCUUACUCAACUGUACAUCGCCCCAUGCCCGAGAAGACGACAUGGAUGACUCUCCUGUCACACAGCGUGCCUCUUCAGCAGAUCGUUCAACAAAUAUGGAGGCGGUACCAGCUCCGCAACCUGCCGUUUUACCUUCGAAGGCAGAGAUGACCUCGGAGGAAUAUAACGCUCAACUUCUAGCCGACCCCCGUAUGAGAAACUCAAGCGUCGUAAACCCGGAAUUUCUCCAGCAGUAUUACAGAGAAUCGCGACUGCACCAUCUCUCAACUUGGAAGGCUGAACUGAAAGCACAGCUCCAAUCAAAGGCGCAAGAAAAAUCACGUUUUCAACGGCCUAAAAAGCUCAUUUCUGGCGCUAGGAGAUACAUCAUGCAUGUUGAUUUCGAUUGUUUCUUUGCCGCGGUUUCCACGUUAAAGCACCCAGAGCUGGAAGGCAAACCGGUUGCCAUUGCACACGGGACUGGUACGGGAUCUGAAAUAGCGAGUUGUAACUAUACUGCCCGUGCGUCUGGUGUGAAGAAUGGCAUGUGGAUGAAGGGUGCAUUACAGUCGUGCCCAGAUUUACACGUACUGCCCUAUGACUUUCCUGCAUAUGAGGAGGCUAGCCGGAAGUUCUACCGUGCCAUACUCGCAAUUGACGGUUUGAUUCAAAGUGUUAGCAUUGAUGAAGCGCUUGUCGAUAUCACGACUACAUGUCUUGAGGCGGGUGGGUCGGAGGGCAAGGGUGUAUCCGAAGGUUCAAUCUACAGGGAGCAAGCCAAAGCCGACGAAAUCGCGGAUCAGUUACGGGCCUCUGUGAAAAGAGAAACGGGCUGUGCAGUUUCUAUCGGUAUAGGGGGUAAUAUUCUGCAGGCAAAAGUUGCCCUACGAAAGGCAAAACCAGCCGGCCAGUUUCAGCUAAAACCUGAUGCUGUUCUCGACUUCAUUGGCGAGCUUCCGGUACAAAAUCUUCCAGGUGUGGGCUACAGUCUCAGUACGAAAUUGGAAGACCUUGGCGUGAAAAUUGUCAAGGAUAUCAGAGAUCUCUCGCGGGAAAAGCUAUCCUCUAGUUUGGGACCCAAGACCGGAGCAAAACUUUGGGAUUAUGCUCGUGGCAUUGAUCGGACCGAAGUUGGAAACGAAGUUGCACGGAAGUCGGUCUCCGCGGAAGUCAACUGGGGUAUUCGCUUUGUCACUCAGGAUCAAGCAGAAGACUUCAUGCGAUCUCUGUGUGAGGAGCUGCACCGGAGACUUGUUGAGAAUCUAGUCAAGGGUAAGCAGCUCACUCUCAAGGUCAUGCGCAGGGCUCUUGAUGCUCCGCUGGAGCCAGUCAAGCAUCUCGGACAUGGAAAAUGCGAUGUCUUCAAUAAAAGUGUCAUCCUGGGGAUCGCUACGAACGCGGCUGAGGUUCUUGGGAAAGAGGCCGUUGCCAUGCUUCGGGGCUUGAGUAUUUCCCCUGGAGAUCUUAGAGGCUUGGGCGUUCAAAUGACCAAGCUCGAGCCGCUCAAAUCCACUUCUGAAAAACCAGACGGCAGUCAGCAGCAGCUGGCAUUUAAAGCAUCCCCUGCGCGUAAACGCACACACCCUAUUGAUGAUCCAGAUCUUUUGGAUAGUCCCCGCAAGGGCGAGGCCGAGUCCAUACGACACGGUCCGCUGCUAAACGACCCUACGCAGAAACCUCUCAACAUUUCAGGAACCCAGUUCAUCAUGCCAUCUCAACCGGACCCAGCAGUUGUUGCAGAGCUGCCGGGUGAUAUUCGAUCCAAGCUCGUCGCGCAAGGCAAACCGCGGACCGUGUCUCGCGCCGGGUCUCCAUUUGGUCCAGGAUCAGUUCUUCGCCAGCGACCUGUACCGGCUUUGCCUCCGCAGUCCCAGUUGGAUCCGGACACCCUAGCCGCGCUUCCGGAAGACGUCCUCGCUGAGGUUCUGGGAUAUUAUGACCAGUCAUCCGGCGAUGCCGCCGCCACAACCGAAGCUCAGACAGUACCACCGCCCCAAUCCAGACCCUCCUCAUCCUCAUCAUCCGGCCCAUCUCUCAAAUUACGCAAACCAACAACGCCACCGAAGAAACGCCGUGGUCGCCCUCCCCUUAAACCACCCCAACCCUCAACCCUAACUCAAGCCAAGUUCGCCUUCCCAAGACCAGAACCGCGUCCCCGCCGCCUAUCCCCUACACGAAAUCAUGGCCUGACCCCAGAUCCCGAGAUAUCCGCCGACUUUCUAGCUGCUCUUCCCGAAGACAUCCGCCGCGAAGUCCUCGAAGAGCAGAAACACAAGCGGUCCCGACUCCACCACAGCACCAUGUCUGCAGCCGCACCCAGAACGGUACCAUCAGACCGAGGCCAUCACCAGCAUCACGAGAAACACAUACGCCUUCCGCCUCUUCCGCCAAGACCAACGUUCACCUCCAAACACCUCUCUAAUCCCUCAGACCUCCGCGAUGAAGCGACUGCCUGGCACGCUGCGUUUGCGCAAGAAGGACCAUUUCGCGAUGAUGUUACUGCUCUUGCAGUCUAUUUGAAGCGUGUCGUGGUUGAUGAGCGAGAUGUCGAGAAAGCGGUUUCGUUGGUAAAGUGGCUUACGUGGUUGGUUGAGGACGAGAGGGAAGGUUAUGAUGGUGAUGGAUGCUUAAUGAGCGCAAGUCCGUCAAUGGGCAUGAGUAUGGGUCCUCACGCUGGUGAGCCAGGUUCUCAGGGUGCGAUAUCAUGGGAUGAAGCAUUGACGUGUCUACGGGAUGGGGUUCUAGAGGGUUUGGAGGAGAGAGGGAUGCCUGCUGUGGAUUUCUCUUGA